This is a messenger RNA of Salvia miltiorrhiza (redroot sage), 1971 nucleotides long. Its product is annotated as prolycopene isomerase, chloroplastic. The transcript has 9 exons. Lineage: Eukaryota; Viridiplantae; Streptophyta; Magnoliopsida; Lamiales; Lamiaceae. The record is from RefSeq and is a predicted model, not a curated record. Gene Ontology annotation, molecular function: oxidoreductase activity. Bases 151 to 1884 code for a protein of 577 amino acids. Gene Ontology annotation, biological process: carotenoid metabolic process.
AAGUGAAGCCAAAUUUUGCAUUUGUUAGAAUUGUGCAAGUCGAGCACCACAUAUAGCGCUGACGUUCAAGCAAGCACCACGUCCUCAUUCAUUCCUCGAGAACUGCUUUCGCUUUUACACACACACACACACACACACUUGAACUCGUCCAUGGCGUUGGGAGUGACUGCUAUUAUUGCUGCUACAGCUCCUCUCAGGCCUUCUGCUUUCACGUGUAGUUCCAAAUGCAGCACAAGCAGAACCAGAAGCAGAAUUUCUGCCAGCAAUGGCUCUUCCACUCCAACUCUUACGCAAACCUUCCCAGGCAAACCAGAGGCAGAUGUCGUAGUUAUAGGAAGUGGCAUUGGUGGACUGUGCUGUGGUGCGCUCUUAGCAAGAUAUAAUCAAGAUGUUUUGGUAUUGGAAAGCCAUGAUUUGCCUGGGGGUGCUGCACAUUCAUUUACAAUCAAAGAUUACAAUUUUGACUCUGGUCCAUCUUUAUUCUCCGGUUUUCAAUCAAGGGGUCCUCAGGCGAACCCUCUAGCUCAGGUCCUUGAUGCAUUGGGUGAAUCACCUCCCUGUGUAACCUAUGACUCGUGGAAGGUAUACAUACCAGAAGGUGAAUUCCUGUCUCGCAUUGGCCCAACUGAAUUUUUCAAGGAUCUACAAACGUAUGGUGGUCCAAAUGCUGUACAAGAAUGGAGAAUACUUCUUGAUGCAAUACUACCAUUAUCUGCAGCUGCAAUGGCCCUUCCUCCAUUAUCCCUUCGAGGAGACCUGGGCGUUCUUUCAACUGCUGGUGCUAGAUAUGCCCCUUCCCUCUUCAAGUCUUUUCUUCAAAUGGGACCUCAGGGAGCCCUAGGGGCUACAAAGCUUCUCAGGCCGUUCGUGGAGAUACUUGAUUCGUUGGAGCUAAAAGAUCCCUUUGUACGAAACUGGGUGGAUCUUCUUUCCUUUUUGCUUGCAGGAGUGAAAUCUGACGGUGUACUUUCUGCAGAGAUGAUAUACAUGUUUUCAGAAUGGUACAAACCGGGAUGCUGCUUAGAGUAUCCUAUCGGUGGUAGUGGGGCUGUUAUUGAUGCUCUUGUCCGAGGUCUAAAGAAGUUUAAUGGCCGCCUCUCUCUUAGAAGUCACGUGGAGAGUAUUAUCGUUGAAGAUGGCCGAGCAAUAGGAGUGAAGCUAAGAGGUGGACAAUUUGUUCGCGCUAGAAAGGCUGUGGUCAGCAACGCAUCUAUGUGGGACACGCUGAAUCUAUUGCCAAAGGAAGUUCUUCCACAAAGUUACCAGGAGAGGAUCAAAGCAACCCCACAAUGUGAAUCAUUUAUGCAUCUACAUUUAGGUUUUGAUGCAGAGGGUAUGAGUGAAGACCUAGGAAUCCAUCACAUAGUCGUGAAUGAAUGGGAGAGAGGAGUUGAUGCCGAUCAGAACGUCGUUCUUAUCUCUGUACCUAGUGUGCUAAGCCCGGAUCUUGCACCCCCGGGGAAGCACGUCUUGCACGCCUACACACCCGGAACCGAGCCUUUCGAGCUCUGGGAAGGUCUUGAUCGCAAAAGUGACGAGUACAAGCAACUCAAAGCUCAAAGAAGCGAGGUAAUGUGGAAGGCUGUGGAGCGUGCUCUAGGCCCUAACUUUGAUCGUGGCAAGUGUGAGGUUAAGUUAGUAGGGACUCCAUUAACACACCAGAGGUUUCUCCGGCGGAACAGAGGCACCUACGGUCCGGCUAUAAAGGCCGGCAAGGCUUCGUUUCCCGGCCACUCGACUCCCGUCUCGCACCUUCUGUGCUGCGGGGAUUCUACUUUUCCUGGUAUCGGCGUGCCUGCGGUUGCCGCCAGUGGCGCCAUUGUUGCAAACUCACUUGUUUCUGUGUCUCAACACUCUCAACUUCUUGAUGCUGUAGGAUUGUAACUCUCUCUUUACAAUCGUUACUGCUUAUAAAUAUUACAUAAUUCUUUUCAAACAAGGGAUGGAAGCAUACAAAUCUCUUUUUAUAAA